AUGUCAAAUUUUUCUUUUAGAAACAAUGACAGAAAUAGUGAUAAAGUUUCUGGAAUAAAUUCAGCAACCCCUGCUCCACCGAAAGAUAUUUCAGAUUGCAUUAGCAGUUGGGUAGCUUACCUUCAGAUGUUGUCAGGUUUGUGUAAUGCAGGAUCACGAUUGUCACAUUCACUGACCGGUUUACUACAAGACACAAUACCGAAUAAUAGAAUGAUGAUGAUGCAGUGCCAAACAAUGUGGGAAGAACUUGUUAAAGCUUCCACUGUUGCCAGUUCGAAUAUCAAAUCACAAAUUUUAUCAACGCUUCAGGAAUAUUCGCUGAUGAACGAUGCAGAGUCUGACAUUCAACGUACUAGUCAGAUAAUAUACAGUAGUCUAGUCUCGUUUAUAAAUCUUCAAUAUCAACUGAGUGCAGCUUGUUGCGAAUAUUUAGGACCCAUAGCAGGUUGUAAUUGUGAUUUAUCUCAAAAACAUGAGCCUGACUGCAGCGUUGGCAUGAUCCAACAGUGUUUUCAACGAUUAUUUCCCUAUCCCUCAUUCAAUUCAAUUCACAAGGGUGUUAAAAGUCCUUCGCACCUUUCCAUACUUCAGGUUGCGCAGCGCCGCUGGUCGGAAGCUGCCGCUCAAGAAGUUGCCGGUAGCGGAGACACCGAUGGAUCCCUUAGACGUUGGUCUAUGCCGUGGGAAACGUCGAAAUUAACGGAACAUUCAUCGGGUUGGCCAGGUAGACUUCAUUCGAAACCAAAACUAACAGUUCCGAUAUAUAAUUCGCAAGAAAGAAGUCGUUCGGUAACUCCAGAAUCCGUUUGGCAUUCGAGCAUGACGAGUCAGGAAGAAUUACAGGAAGUAAUCAAAUUAUUAUCCUGUCCGGUGCCAUCUGUUCAAACAUCUUUGUAUCAGCCAAAUCCAAAGAGUCAAGUACCUGGCGUUACGUUGACGGGUUGCAGUUUGGACGUUUUCAGUCACGAACCCUGGUCGGAAUCCACGACUCCCGGAUCGAGAAGAGGGAGUCAUUCUCCGCACAGGGGAAGUUGGACCGUUCCCGAAUCCAUUUCUCACACAUGGAGUGAAUCCAUGAGCGGAACGGAAAGUAAUUACGAAUUGAAUCCGGCAACUUUUGCAUCCCGGAAAAGCAGUUCGUCGACGGAUUCGUCUUCGAGUCAUUCACUUCACAGCAGAUCCACGACGGGAUCCUUAUCCGGAGCUUCUGGAAGUUCCGAAUCGGGAGGAAUGGACGGUAGACCCCAAUUAUACUCGAUGUGGAGCGGAGCGGAUUUGCCAUUCAUUAAAUUACCAGACGCAAACGAAACAAUCAAAGAAAGUUCUUCGGAACCGCAAGUCGGUCCUGAAAAUCGAAACACUUUAUAUUUGCCAAAAUCUCAUUAA
Molecule: messenger RNA, 1386 nt
Organism: Pediculus humanus corporis (human body louse)
Lineage: Eukaryota; Metazoa; Arthropoda; Insecta; Psocodea; Pediculidae
Exons: 7
Coding region: 1-1386 (461 amino acids)
Source: RefSeq, a predicted model, not a curated record